AUGGCGUUUAGAGGGCGAGGCCGCGGCCGUGGCGGUUUCGGCGGGGGCGGUUUUCGUGCUGCUAAGCAAGAGCCCUUCGAGUUGUAUCCAGAACUUGAAGAUUUAGGAACUGCAGAAUAUUCAACUAGAAAUUUGCAAUUAAUAAAGUGGUACUCAAAUUUGCAAAAAUACUGGAAUUCCUCUCCUUACUACUACGAAGGUGGUAGCGAACGCACUAGGAAUGUGCAAAAACCAGAUGUAGAAAGGUUGUCAGACAAGAAUUCACAAGUAGCAAAUGCUAAGCCCCCGCUCUGGCACUUCAUUAAGUUGGACAUUGAUCAUGUUCCUGCAGAACUAGCUAGAGGUGAUAAGAAGGAAAAACUUGGCAGCAAAAGAGUGAGAUGGAACCCAGAAUCAGCAGGCAUGCACAAAUUGGAUCUCUUUGAGAAGCUUGAACAGAAGCAUCAAGGCCAAGAAGGAAAGGAAAAUAAAGAAAAUGAAGAUCAGGAAGAAGACGAUGAAAGAAAUGAAGAGGAAGCAGAAGAAGAAUUCAGUGAUGAAGGCGAUUAUGAGCAGAAUGAAUAUUUUGAUGAUGAUGAAGACGACUACAAUAUGGCUGAUGACAAUGAUGAUGAGCCCUUCUUUUAG
Molecule: messenger RNA, 627 nt
Organism: Fraxinus pennsylvanica
Lineage: Eukaryota; Viridiplantae; Streptophyta; Magnoliopsida; Lamiales; Oleaceae
Source: the annotation of a GenBank genome assembly